Maylandia zebra (zebra mbuna) is the source of this 4043-nucleotide messenger RNA. RefSeq names its product transporter 1, ATP-binding cassette, sub-family B (MDR/TAP) (gene tap1). Gene Ontology annotation, cellular component: membrane. NCBI's taxonomy places the organism in Eukaryota, Metazoa, Chordata, Actinopteri, Cichliformes, Cichlidae. The record is from RefSeq and is a predicted model, not a curated record. Gene Ontology annotation, molecular function: ABC-type oligopeptide transporter activity; ATP hydrolysis activity; ATP binding. Gene Ontology annotation, biological process: transmembrane transport.
GGUUCGUGACUGAACAGGCUGCCGGUUUGUAGAUAUUAAAUUAACGUUAUUUACUUGGUCUGAGGUUAUAUUCGAGUUUUUCAAAGGUUUGGGACGUUCGUCGAAGCAAAUAGGUCGUGUCAAGGAAACCGAAGUGUGUGCGUAAUGCAGAAGAUGAGCUACUUUUUCCCGGUGCUUUGCGUGUGCCUGGAUGUGUGUGUGGUGCACACCAUCCGCCUGGCCCAACUCUCGCCUCUCCUACUCUCUCAUCCAUUCAUCACCCUAUGGGUAGGAGCCCUGACCAGAGCCUCCCUCCUUGCCUUCCUGGCCUUCACCUACCCUGGAAGCCUACCAUGGACUAAAAGCUUCGAGGGGAUCCAGAGCUUAGGGGUCCUUUGCUUCCACUUCCCAGUGUACGCUACUCUUCUCUGGGUGCUGGGGCAGUCCACCAUGGAGGAACUGUGGGGGUGGCACUCUUGGGAGAGGGUGUUACAGGGUUAUAUCGUGACACUAGUGGCCUGGCUCUACUGGAGUCGGUAUGUGUCAUCUCUUUUGAUCUCCUGGGGCCAGUACAUUUCAUCUUUUAUUAAGAGGACACCAUCUCAGAAGCCAAAAGAGGAGACUGGGGCCUCUCUGAAGAGACUGAUGGGAUACAUGCAGCCCUUUUUCUGGCGCUUUGUUGCUGUGCUGAUACUUGUCUUUCUCUCGUCUUAUGGUGAGAUGGCUAUUCCUCAGUACACUGGCCGCAUGGCUGACUGGAUCAUGAAUGAAGAAGCACCUGACGCCUUCACAGAGGCCAUUACAAUCAUGACACUAAUGACCAUUGCCAGUGCUGUGCUCGAGUUUAUAUGUGACCUCACGUACAAUAUCACCAUGAGCCGCAUACACACCUCGGUGCAGGGAGUCGUCUUCCAGGCCGUGCUGAAACAGGAGAUCGCUUUCUUUGAUGCCACUUCAACAGGUGAACUGGUGUCACGGAUUACCACUGAUACCAACAGCGUGAGUGAAGCUCUGAGCGAGGAGCUGAGUCUUCUGAUGUGGUACACGGCUCGUUUCGGCUUCCUCUUGUUCUACAUGGUGAGCCAGUCAUGGAAAAUGACGCUGCUCACAUGCAUGGGGCUGCCCAUCAUCUGGGUCAUACCCAAGCUCACCGGACGCUUCCACCAGACUAUUGCUGUGCAAGUUCAAGAGUCACUGGCAAAGGCUAACCAGGUGGCCACAGAGACCUUCUCAAACAUGAAGACAGUGAGGAGUUUUGCCAAUGAGGACGGUGAGACAGAGAAGUACAGACUGCGCCUGGAGGACACUUACGCCCUUAAUAAAAAGGAGGCAGCUGCCUAUGCGGCUUCUACCUGGGCUAACAGUAUGACUACCCUAGCUUUGAAGGUAUGCAUUCUGUACUACGGGGGCACACUUGUGACCAGGGGGGCCGUCAGCAGUGGAGAUCUUGUGUCGUUUGUCCUUUAUGAGCUGCAGUUUGCCUCUGCUGUUGAGGCUGUCAUGCGAUAUUACCCACAAGUGAAGAAAGCAAUUGGAGCCUCUGAGAAGAUCUUUGAAUAUUUGGAUAGAAAACCUCAAGUACCCCCAGAUGGUACUUUGGCCCCUGAAAAUCUUCAGGGACACAUUCAAUUCAAAAAUGUUACAUUUUCAUAUAAUGGAAAAUUAAAUGAAGAAAAUCUCGUCCUUAAGAAUAUAUCUCUGGAGGUAAAGCCAGGCCAAAUCACUGCCCUCGUGGGUCUUAAUAGAUCAGGGAAGUCCACCUGCGUGAAGCUGCUGGAGAGGUUUUACCAGCCUAUAGGAGGGGAGAUUCUCCUGGAUGGCAAACCACUGAAAAGCUACAAAGACCAGUACCUACAUGACAAGAUUGCUGUGGUGAGCCAGGAAUGUGUGCUGUUUGCUCGCUCUGUUCGAGAGAACAUCAAAUAUGGCUACGAGCAUGCCUCUGAUGAGGAAAUGCAUAGGGCUGCAAAUCUGGCCAGCGCCCACAAAUUCAUCAUGGAACUGCCGAAUAAAUAUGACACAGAUGCCGGGGAGAAGGGUGGCCAGGUGUCUGGAGGCCAAAAGCAGCGUAUUGCUAUUGCUCGAGCUUUAAUCAGACGUCCUAAAGUCCUGAUUCUGGACAAUGCCACAAGUGAUUUGGACACAGAGAACGAAUAUCAAGUCCACCAGGCGUUGACGGAUCAAGCAAAAGACUGCUCCGUGCUGUUGAUAUCCAACAAGAUGAGUGUUGUUGAGAAGGCCAGUCACAUAAUUGUCAUCGAUAGAGGGAUGGUGAAGGAAGAGGGCAACCACGAGGAGCUGAUGAAUAACAAAGGCCUUUAUGCUGGCCUGGUGGAAAAGCAAAAUAAGAGCUGUUUCCGAAAUGAGGAAGAAUUGAAUUGAGAUGCAGUGAGAAGUGUGAGCAGCACUCCAGGAACAGACUUGCUGGUUUUAAGACUUAGAUCUGAUUUAUGCUUCAGCGGGAAAUCUACACCUUAACCUGUGAUGUAGCCAUAAACCCCUGCUAACCCUGCAACCUAACCCGACAUGCACCUCCAGUGAAAUGUAACUACACAUUGGGUGGAUGCAACCCGAAGUUACUGUGAUUGGCUUGUUCAGCAUCAUCGAUUCCUCCUGUAUAUUUUGAGUGCUAGUUUUUCGCAGCAGUUUUUAAAGUUACGAGUGAAAGAAUAACAGUGGUCACUUCAGUAUAAGGAAUAAUAAUCAUAGCAUCAAUGUAAGGAUUCACAAAUGUCAGCAAACUCCUGGAGUGCUGAAACUGUCAGAAUAGACAUGAGAGAAUGAGUACAAAGAAGUGAAAAACGGGAAGGACAAAUAUGUCUGACUGCGAAAAAAAACUGACCACUACAAAUAGCAGCGACCCAGAAGAGAAAAAAGUCCCCAAAUUACAUUUUAUAUCUAUCAGCUGGCACCACAUAUGAAACAUCAGGACUUGACCACACAGUAAUUAACACAUAAUGCACCAGCAAAGGCAUAAAUGCCGGCAAUGACGUUUAACCCACUUAAGCAGGUUAUGUGUGGGCUCUACAAAGAUUCCCCGCAGAAGUCUAAACCAGGCCUAAAAGAUGCAAAACUCAGGCUACAUUUAUAUUGUAAAUAUUUUUUUUGCAGUGAGACCACCCCUUGUAUUACAAAGGUUUGCUGGAGUUUACCCAGUAAGACUGUUGCACCUUAAAGUCCUUGAAGCUGUUAUCUACCUACUCAGCAGUCCCUGAGAGUUGCAUCGUGUCCCAAAGAUGCAACCAGCAGACCGGUCCAGAUAAAAAUCCUCCGUCAUAAUAAAAUAAUGCAUUUUCAAUCAAGAAAUCUAAAUGAGUAAAGCAACUAUAAACAAUAAUGUCUAGUUUUUGGUUAAAAAAAAAACAUCAAAUUUUCAAACAAAAAAAAUCUGUAUUAUAAACCUUCAAGCCAUGAUUGAUUUGCAGCUUUCCCUCCAAUGCUGUGAUACAUCCAGACAUACAGUUUUAAAAGAAAAGGCACAGUACCAUAAGCAGUUUAGCAAAAUCAGUGGUAGUGGGUAGAUUAAUGUUUCUUUAUUAUUGUCACAUCACCCAAACCCACAUCCCUCUGGUGAGCUUUUAUAUCCCUUUGGGUGUGAUUGAGAGAGCUCAUGGUCACCCACUCUUUUGCUUCAUACACUUUGCUUCAUACACUGUAGAUGUAGAGAUCAAGCAGCUAGAUUCACUUUACUUUAUAUUGCACUAUUUAAAACUGUGUUUCUAAAUGUUCUGGAUGGGUUUAUGUGUGUUUGUUUAUUUUUCUGUACUUUUCCCUUUAUGGAUGAUUCUUUACGACUCAAUGUUCAAACUUGUUUGCUUCCACCGAAAAAUAUUUACACAAAUCAUGACUUGCUCCAUUGUUUUUAAUAUUCAACUUUUCAUUAGUAAAUCUUUUAAACAGAGCUGUUCUGUGGUGCGUGUGAUUUAUUAAUGUAAAAAAAAAAAAUUCUCAUAAAGAUGUUUUCUUUGUAAUAGCGUUAAGUUGUUGCGGAAGGUUCUGGGUGCUUAUGCUUUCCGCUUUUGUUGUAUGGUAAAACGUCACAAUAAAUUAUUACUGUUAAAUAA